AUGGGCCUAACGGUGGACAAGGACGGCCACCAGCGGCCGAUGGUCCGCUUCGGCCAGAACAGUACCAACGUGAUCGCGCGGUUCUGCCGCGGAUCGGUACCCCGCUCGUGUGACCACGGAAUGCUCAAUAUGUCCAGCUCGCGCCCGUGUGCCCUCUCGGAGAGCUUCGUGUCCAGCAGUGACUUUGUGACGCUGGAGCUCAAGACGACGGAAUCGACGGUGCUGCGGCCACUGCAGUUCGCCCUCAAGUACGAGUUUGUGGACUUUUUGCAGGACGGUGUGCCGUUCGCUGGUGAACAUGACUGCAACCGGAGGUUUUCCAGCAGCCAAAUAGAGAAGAAGGGAGUGCAUCCGGUGCGCAGCGUGCGGAACAUCUUUCUGUUUGGCCGGGGUGGGGCGAAACAUUUGCAUUGUAUCUACCGAUUUGAGGCGCAACGUGGCGAGCGAAUUCGGCUGGAGGUGACCCGCGCCAUGACGGGCAAUCGAACGUGCGAUUCUCGUGUGGAUCCCGACACGGGACGAUCGUACUGCUUCGGCGAUCCCAGCGCCAAGAUCGAGAUCUUCGAGCGGCCGUGGCACGAAUCGAUCGUGUUUCCGCGGGGUUGCAUCUGCAACUCGACCAAUCGGUCCUUCCUGCCGAUCGUGUUCAGCUCGACGGGGCGCGAGGUGGAGAUUCAUUUCUCCGCCGGGAACAUGACCGCGCUGGACGAUCCGGACACGCUCAACUUUGAGGCGACCUUCGAGUUCAUCAAGGCGCCGGUCAUCUGCAAGGACGUGCGGCGGAAGAACGCCGUCACGGGUAUUGUCAAGCUGUCCGCUGGGGAGAUGGAGUGCCGUAACCGACCCUGGCUGAUCGAACCCUCGCACGAGAAGUACCUCUACGUUCGGUUGCUAGGUCUGCUGCUGCGCAAGAACAAUCCCGCCGUACCGCUGGAGUACAACACCAGCCUCAGCACCGUAACGCCGAUCCGGUGCCCAACGAAGGCCCGCGUGGUCAUCACAAACAGCGAGGGCGUCUCCGUAACAGCGUGUCCCCUGCCGGACGACACCUCCCAUCGACACGUGGUGGAAGUCUUCAGCGCUGGCUGGACCCGCAAGCAUCCCCACUUUGGAAUUGAACCCUCGAAGGUGAUCUCCGUUGAGUUCCUACAACCGGACAACGGCGCGUACUCGUUCAGCUGGCUCGAGCUGACCAAGCGACCGGCAAAGUCAUUCGCCCUAACCGUCGCCGAGGAGUGUCCGUUCCAGUGUCCGGAUCUGAACGCGUGCGUCAACGAGUCCAUCUGGUGCGACGGGAUCGCGCAGUGUCCGUCCGGCGAGGACGAAUCGUUUACGCACUGUUCGGCGCUGCUGCAGCUGCCGGCCGAGAUACUGGCUGGCUUCAGCGUGCUGCUGCUGCUGCUGUGCUGCGGACUGACCGCAUACCUGUACCGCAAAAUCCGCCGCAACUGCCGCCGGACGUCGGUGCUCCAGACGCGGCUCAAGUCGCUCAGCUCGAUGGACACGGCCGUGUUCGACGAGAAGGAGGUGAUUUGCUGA
Messenger RNA from Culex pipiens pallens (northern house mosquito), 1539 nucleotides. RefSeq lists its product as uncharacterized. Gene Ontology annotation, cellular component: plasma membrane. The record is from RefSeq and is a predicted model, not a curated record. Gene Ontology annotation, molecular function: protein binding. The coding region runs from base 1 to 1539 and encodes 512 amino acids. The transcript is spliced from 6 exons. NCBI's taxonomy places the organism in Eukaryota, Metazoa, Arthropoda, Insecta, Diptera, Culicidae.